This is a messenger RNA of Microtus ochrogaster (prairie vole), 3200 nucleotides long. Its product is annotated as polyunsaturated fatty acid lipoxygenase ALOX12. Gene Ontology annotation, biological process: lipid oxidation. Lineage: Eukaryota; Metazoa; Chordata; Mammalia; Rodentia; Cricetidae. Gene Ontology annotation, molecular function: iron ion binding; oxidoreductase activity, acting on single donors with incorporation of molecular oxygen, incorporation of two atoms of oxygen; protein binding. The record is from RefSeq and is a predicted model, not a curated record.
AUUAAGCUUCACUUGGGUUGCCUCCGGAGAGGCCAGAGGGCGCCAUGGGCCGCUACCGCGUCCGUGUGGUCACUGGGGCCUGGCUCUUCUCCGGAUCCCUCAACCGAGUGGAGCUGUGGCUGGUUGGGGCGCAUCGGGAGGUGAAGCUGGAGCUACCACUGAGGCCCGCACGGGGCAAGGAGGAAGAGUUUGACUUCGAUGUUCCUGAGGACUUGGGGCCACUGCAGUUUGUGAAGCUGCACAAACAGCACACAGUGGUGGACGACGCCUGGUUCUGCAACCUCAUUACAGUUCAGGGGCCCGAAACAAAUGCAGAGGCGGUGUUCCCCUGCUACCGCUGGGUGCAGGGAGACGGAGAACUGAGCCUGCCCGAGGGGACUGCCCGCCUGGCAGGAGACAAUGCCUUGGAUGUCUUCCAGAAGCAUCGAGAAAAGGAACUGAAGGAAAGACAACAGGCCUACUGCUGGGCCACCUGGAAGGAAGGCUUACCCCAGACCAUAGCCGCAGACUGUAAGGACGACCUACCUCUGAAUAUGAGAUUCCAUGAGGAGAAGAGGCUGGACUUUGAAUGGACGCUGAAGGCAGGGGUUCUGGAAAUGGGUCUCAAACGUGUUUACACCCUCCUGAGAAGCUGGAACCGUCUGGAAGACUUUGAUCAGAUCUUCUGGGGCCAGAAGAGUGCCUUGGCUGAGAAGGUUCACCGGUGCUGGCAGGAUGAUGAGCUUUUUGGCUACCAGUUCCUCAAUGGUGCCAACCCCAUGCUGUUGAGACGCUCUACCUCUCUGCCCUCCAGGCUGGUACUGCCCUCAGGGGCAGAGGAGCUCCAAGCGCAGUUGGAAAAAGAACUCCAGAAUGGUUCCCUGUUUGAAGUUGACUUCAUUCUGCUGGAUGGGAUUCCAGCCAACGUGAUCCGGGGAGAGCAGCAGUACCUGGCUGCCCCUCUUGUCAUGCUGAGGAUGGAUCCCAGUGGGAAGCUGCUGCCCAUGGCGAUCCAGAUUCAGCCUCCCAGUCCCAGCUCCCCAGUUCCAACAUUGUUCCUGCCCUCAGAUCCUCCACUGGCCUGGCUCUUGGCUAAGAUAUGGGUCCGAAGUUCAGAUUUCCAACUUCAGGAGCUCCAGUUUCACUUGCUGAACACUCAUCUGGUGGCCGAGGUCAUCGCUGUCGCCACCAUGAGGUGCCUCCCGGGACUGCACCCUAUCUUCAAGCUCCUAGUUCCCCACAUCCGUUACACUAUGGAAAUCAACACACGAAGCCGGACCCAGCUCAUCUCAGAUGGGGGAAUAUUUGAUCAGGUAGUGAGCACAGGUGGAGGGGGCCAUGUUCAGUUGCUCACUCGGGCAAUGGCCCAAAUGACUUACUGUUCCCUCUGUCCUCCUGAUGACCUGGCCACCCGAGGCCUGCUGAGAAUCCCAAGUGCUCUCUAUGCUCAGGACGCAUUACAGCUCUGGAAAGUCACUGCCAGGUACGUGGAGGGGAUGGUCCACCUCUUCUACCAGAGUGAUGAGAUUGUGAGGGGAGACCCAGAGCUGCAGGCCUGGUGUUGGGAGAUCACUGAGGUGGGACUGUGCCAUGCCCAGGACAGAGGUUUCCCUGUCUCCUUCCAGACCCGGGCUCAGCUCUGCCAUUUCCUUACGAUGUGUGUCUUCACAUGCACGUCUCAGCACGCCGCCAUCAACCAGGGCCAGCUGGACUGGUAUGGCUGGGUACCCAACGCUCCGUGUACCAUGAGGAUGCCUCCACCCACCGACAAGGGAGAGGUGACUAUGGAGAUGGUGAUGGGGUCGCUACCUGAUAUUCAGAAGUCCUGUCUUCAAAUGACCAUCACAUGGCAUCUGGGUCGCCUCCAGCCAGACAUGGUACCUCUAGGACAACACAAAGAAAAAUAUUUCUCAGACCCCAGGACCAAAACUGUGCUCAGUCAAUUUCAAGCAGAUCUGGGAAAUUUGGAAAGAGAGAUCAUAGCCCGGAAUGAGCAACUCGACCUGCCCUAUGAAUACCUCAAGCCCAGCCGCAUAGAGAACAGCAUCACCAUCUGAGCCCGAGCUGCCAGCACUCAGAACAAUCCCAUCAGCACCAGGGCUGCCACUGCCCUCUUGAUUCUGUGCCUUUUUACGUCUGCUGCUAAGACUAAUCUCUCCCUCAACUAAACACACUCCACAUCAGUAUUCUGCCACAGGGCACUAGAUGUUCUGCUGUAAAGAGGAAUGGUUUCAUCUCUGUAGGCCAUACACGUUCUACCACUCUUACCCAGCUCUCUCCCUGUACCACUAACGCAGUCACUGACAUUAUGAGUGUGACGAUGUUCCAAUAAAACUGUGUGUGGACACUGAGAUGUGAACCUCACAAGUCACCAGAUAGGAUUUUUGGCUUGUUUUCCUUCAGCCAUUUAUAAGCAAAAACAACGUCUGGUGGUGGUGGUGAUCAGCUUUAAUCCCAGCACUACAGAGACAGAGGUGGGCAGACCUCUGAGUUCAAGGGCAGCCAGAGCUGCUACACAGAGAAAACCUGCCUCAAAAAACAAAACAAAACAAAAACAAGCAAACAGAUGAAGAUAAAAGUGCACAAUUUCAGAUUAGAUCUGGUCUAACCUCAUACAGGCCUCAGGCCAAAAAUUCCAGUUUAAAAAGCAUCCGAGAGGCUGAGGAGAGGAAAAUGAUAUUUCUGGGUGAAAUCAACUAUUACAGCUUAGUCUCUCCUGCCAGGAACCAGCCCUCAUAGUCUAUGGCCAACAUGUAAAUUCCUGACUCUCUUCCUUGACAAUUUCCCCUCCAGCCCUAUUUUUCCAGUUUGAACAAAUACCCUGAAUAUCCCAAAAUAAGGGUGUUACUGGUCCCAAAUAAGAAGCUUUCUCCAAGAGCUUCCUUCUGCAGCAGUCACUAGGAGAAAUGGAAAGCCCUUGUCUCAGGUUGUAACACCCAGUAAUCACUGUGUUUCACAAGUUGUCUUUCACAGCCAUUUGGAGACUAAUAUCCACACAAUAAAUUUUUAAAAUGUCACAAGAUUCUAGUCCAUGACAGUGUUCCUCGGUUUGGUCCUGGAGUCUUGAGAUUAAAAUGUAUUCUCGCAAUCAUUCUGUGACUAUUGUCCUUACUAGCAUGGGUACACCAAUCUCGGUGCAAAGUUUUUAUUCAUUGGUGGCUUUGAGCUUGAACCCCAGCCCUGGAGAGGAGGGAGUGUUCUUUAAACAUCUGAUUACCCUC